This is a messenger RNA of Medicago truncatula (barrel medic), 896 nucleotides long. RefSeq names its product GTP-binding protein SAR1A. Bases 69 to 650 code for a protein of 193 amino acids. Gene Ontology annotation, molecular function: GTP binding; GTPase activity. Gene Ontology annotation, biological process: intracellular protein transport. NCBI's taxonomy places the organism in Eukaryota, Viridiplantae, Streptophyta, Magnoliopsida, Fabales, Fabaceae. The transcript is spliced from 3 exons. The record is from RefSeq and is a predicted model, not a curated record.
CUAUUGUGCAACAUAAAAAAGAAAGAAAAAGUGUUUGUUUUUGUCUCUGAAAUUUCCGGUUGAAUAAAAUGUUUGUUUUUGAUUGGUUUUAUGGAAUUCUUGCUACCCUUGGUCUGUGGCAAAAAGAGGCCAAAAUUUUAUUUUUAGGGUUGGAUAAUGCUGGCAAAACGACUUUGCUUCACAUGCUUAAAGACGAGAGAUUAGUUCAGCAUCAACCAACACAACAUCCGACUUCGGAAGAAUUGAGUAUUGGGAGGAUAAAGUUUAAAGCUUUUGAUUUGGGUGGUCACCAAAUUGCUCGUAGGGUCUGGAGGGACUAUUACGCUCAGGUGGAUGCUGUAGUCUACCUGGUUGAUGCAUUUGACAAGGAGAGAUUUCCAGAAUCAAAGAAGGAGCUGGAUGCUCUUCUUGCUGAUGAAUCACUAGGAAAUGUACCUUUCCUUAUCUUAGGAAACAAGAUAGACAUUACUUAUGCUGCAUCAGAGGAUGAGUUACGUUAUCAUUUGGGCUUGACUAACUUCACUACAGGCAAGGGCAAAAUUAAUCUUUCUGACUCCAAUGUCCGUCCUUUGGAGGUGUUCAUGUGUAGUAUUGUUCGCAAGAUGGGAUAUGGUGAAGGCUUUCAGUGGCUUUCUCAGUAUAUUAAAUAGGGAUACGGUUCAAGUUUGCUCGUAGUACUCGAUUAUAUCAUUGUGCUGAUACAGUUUCGACAUUAGCAUUGUAGUUUUAUACUUUGCUCAUGUAAAUUGGAUAAUAAUAGUUAAAUGGCAGUUUUGUUAGUUCUGAAACACGCAUGUAGGAGGUGAAAAUUUGUGUUGCAGUCUAUAUCGGUUAUUAAAAUUGCAGAAUUAAUAAUAGUGGCUUGAAUGUUACAAAUGCUUUGUGUUUGUUGGGCA